AUUCGAUGCUUUAUCAGCUUUAUAAAGCUCUGAAUUUUACGCUCUUGUGAAUUUCACCAAUAUCAAAUCAUCUCAGUUUGCCUAGGAGAGAACGAAACAAAAGAAAAACCCCAAACAGUAACUGAAAAAUGCCCACUUUGAAUUUGUACACUAACGUCCCCGUUGAUGGCGUGGUUGCUUCUGAUAUCCUCAAAGACGCUACCAAAGCUGUUGCCAAAAUCAUCGGCAAACCCGAAUCCUACGUGAUGAUACUGGUAAAUGGAGGUGUACCGAUCUCGUUUGGGGGGACAGAAGAACCAGCUGCUUAUGGUGAACUAGUCUCCAUUGGGGGUCUGGGCCCCACUGUCAAUGGCAAGCUUAGUGCCACCAUAGCCGAGAUACUGCAGACCAAGCUUUCUAUUGAUAGUGCCAGGUUUUACAUAAAGUUUUAUGAUGUUCAGGGAACUGGUGCACAU
This is a messenger RNA of Striga asiatica, 455 nucleotides long. Lineage: Eukaryota; Viridiplantae; Streptophyta; Magnoliopsida; Lamiales; Orobanchaceae. The record is from the annotation of a GenBank genome assembly.